Messenger RNA from Kockovaella imperatae, 1454 nucleotides. RefSeq lists its product as hypothetical. The record is from RefSeq and is a predicted model, not a curated record. The transcript is spliced from 9 exons. Gene Ontology annotation, cellular component: intracellular anatomical structure. NCBI's taxonomy places the organism in Eukaryota, Fungi, Basidiomycota, Tremellomycetes, Tremellales, Cuniculitremaceae. Gene Ontology annotation, molecular function: FMN binding; NADP binding; NADPH dehydrogenase activity. Bases 74 to 1399 code for a protein of 441 amino acids.
GGGGGGCAUCUCACAUAUCUGAGUUCUCUGAAAAGCACUUCAGCAAAACACACUCACUUCAAAUCCACUCACCAUGCCUCGUAACACUGAGAACCUCGCCCCCUACAAGAACGAAGGGGUAAAAGGGUACCAUGAGUACAUCGUCCAACAACCGCGACCCAUCGGUUCACUCCUCCCCUCCGACAAGUUUCCCCAAAAUGCUCACCCUCCGAAGUUGUUUGAACCAUUGACGAUCAAGGGUAUAGAAUUUGGCAAUAGAGCUUGGGUCUCGCCCAUGUGUCAAUAUUCUAGCGACAAUGGACAUGCUACAGACCACCACUUUAUCCAUAUUGGAAGUAUGGCGAUGCGAGGAUGGGGUAACAUCAUCAUCGAAGCUACUGGAGUGGUCCCGGAAGGAAGAAUCUCUCCUGAAGACGCAGGAUUGUGGACAGACAGUCAGAUUGAACCUCUUAAACGACAAGUAGAUUAUGUUCAUGCUGUUGGAGGCAAGAUCGGUAUUCAACUCGCUCAUGCGGGCAGAAAGGCAUCAACUCUGGCGCCUUGGGUGGAGACCCGAGCCAAGGAAGAGGGAUGUAAAGGUAUUGUGUCGACGGAUGAAGUUGGAGGAUGGCCCGAGACUGUCAUGGCUCCCUCGGAGCUCUCCUAUCAUGAUGGCGAAUACCCUCUUCCAGCGGAAGCGAGCACAGAGUAUGUCAAAAAGGUCAUGCAGGCGUUCGUGGAUGCCGCCGAGAGGUGCAAAAAGAUCGGAUUUGACUUUAUCGAGAUCCAUGGAGCUCAUGGCUACCUCUUCCAUGAAUUCUUCGACCCCGUUUCAAACAAACGAACGGAUGAAUUCGGUGGAUCAUUUGAGAACCGAGUCAAAGUCGGGGUAGAGACGGCUGCGGCGAUUCGAAAGAUUUGGGACAAACCGUUGUUCUUCCGUCUAAGUGCAUCUGAUUGGUUGGACGAAUCACUGGGACCAGAGAAGGAUGCGAAUGGCGAGUGGAGAUGGUGGGGUAUCGACCAAACGACGUUGCUCUGCCAAAAACUCAAAGACGUCGGUGUAGACCUUAUCGACGUUUCCUCGGGUGGCCUUGAUCCCCGACAAAAGAUUGAUAUCAAACCCGGUUACCAGGUCCACUUCGCAACUCACAUCAAGCAACACGUCCCCGGUGUCCUUAUUGGAUCCGUCGGACUCAUCACUGAGCCAGCGCAAGCCAACGAUAUCUUGCAAAACGAAGAUUUAGACGUCGUCUUGUUCGCAAGAGAAGUCUUGAGAGAUAUUGAUUUCCCAUUGAAAGCCGCUGAAGAGCUCGGAUGCGCUGUUCAGCCAGCAGUCCAAUAUGAGCGCGCUUGGACUCGAAUGGUCGUCAAAAGGGAUAACCUAAAGGAAGCAGCGCAUCAAAAGGCAAAGGUUUGAAGAUUGGUGUAGAUAGAUUAGUAGAGUUGCGUGUAUGCAAUGCGUUCGUCGUCAG